CUUGAAGUUUCAGGAAAAUUUCAGGCUUUCAUCAAAUGUUUGAGCUUAGAGUCGUAAUUAACGAUUAAUUACUUUACUCAAUUUGGAUUUUCAUGCAAUUGCCUUUGAAUGGAGUUUUUAUGUACUUACGCAAUUGUUUGAGCAGUCGUGUGAUUUUCUGAUAAAUGUUGUAAUGAAAUAGAUCAGGCCGGUUAGAUUGGAAAGUUUUCCAGAUGAUUCUCGAUUAACCCUGUGAACUCUCAGCCAUUUUGCAACUCUUUAGAACUGAUAUUUCCGGAGCAACUGAGAUCUCAAAUUAUUACACUCCGAUAUGAUAAAUAAUCAUGGGGGCGGUUCAGCUCAAUCCAAUUAUCUGAUUAUCGAUGGAUUUUCACCGUUGAAUCAGAAGUGAAAGGGCUUAGAUAGGAAUUGGGUAUAAAAUACGGGACAGCUCCACAUUGUGUACAAACACCGAUAAAUCGUACAACUGAACAAUACUGAACAAAAUUUUGUGCCAAUACCUUAUUAAUUUAUUAAAAUGCGACAGCUAUUUAUUUUUGCCCUUUGGGGAUUAGUUCAUCACUUGGGUGAUAGCUGUGUUCCAACUCCUGUCAUCCUGAAGGAUGUCGUCGAUCGAUGUGCACGAUCUCUCAGUGAAGAGGAUAAGGCAUUAAUCAGAAGCACAACACCGGAUGGUGGGAAAUUGAAGGAUUUCUCAUUAUGUUUGUACACUGGUUAUGGAUACUACCGAAAUGGAAGCUUCGACCUCAGUUUUAUAAAAAAAUUCGUGGAAGACAGUACAGGGGAUAAAUCUCUGGCAGAACGUGUCUACGUUGAUGCAGAGCCCCAUCUCAAAGCAGCCAAUGCCCUUCCAGGAACUGAUGGAGAUAGAACUCACAGCUUCUGGCUCCGGAAUUACGACGAGGAGUCGAGAAAACUGAGGGAAGAGCUCUGGUGUUGACUCCAGAAUUUUUCUACUUCAAAUAUAGAAUUUAGAUAAUGCUACGAGCAUUUGGUGUUGCACGCAGUUAAUAAAAAUUAUUUGAUUGUUUAGUGAA
This is a messenger RNA of Fopius arisanus, 1037 nucleotides long. RefSeq lists its product as uncharacterized. Bases 518 to 940 code for a protein of 140 amino acids. The record is from RefSeq and is a predicted model, not a curated record. Gene Ontology annotation, molecular function: odorant binding. NCBI's taxonomy places the organism in Eukaryota, Metazoa, Arthropoda, Insecta, Hymenoptera, Braconidae. The transcript is spliced from 6 exons.